Molecule: messenger RNA, 1020 nt
Organism: Suillus subaureus
Lineage: Eukaryota; Fungi; Basidiomycota; Agaricomycetes; Boletales; Suillaceae
Exons: 8
Coding region: 1-1020 (339 amino acids)
Source: RefSeq, a predicted model, not a curated record
AUGGUCACGCUGAAAUGUGCUGCUGGUGUUCUCGCAGGUGUCCCUGACCUAACGCUAGAGAUCAUGUCCGCGUUUGCCUCGUGCCUCAAGCCUAUGAUAAUGUGCCUCCCGGUGACGUCCAAAGUUGGGCCAAAUUCCGAGGCGUUCCGGAUAGCCAAAUUGGGGCCGGACGUAUGUGGUGAUAUCGACGAACUUGAUGAGCUGAUGCGCAGCUGUGACCUGGGACUGGAACGCUACUGGUCAACACUAGUUCUGCGGGUUUCGGAUGUAGGUGAUCCAGAAGCCAGCUACGCCGUAUAUCGGAUAGUAGAUCUGAACCUGUACGUGAUAGCGGCACGGGGUGAAAUUUUGAAAAAGCGGAUGAAACGUGGUGGCGUGGGGUUAUUUCUAAACAUACUUGGGGUGAUAUUCACGGGAACCUCAUAUGGAAAGUCUGACGAUGUCAUGAUUCAGCUUCCAUGUAUAAUUCAAGAAUCAAAAUGGUCUUCCCUGUCGAUAAUUCGGAAGCGAGAUGUGACCGUCAGCAUUUUGAAACGUCACGGUGUUAUCGAGGACGAGAGAAGAAAAGAUAAGUUUCCGAGUCGUGGUAACAUCGCCUUGACUCUUACUAGGGCGGUUUGGGAGGGAUUUAGUAGGGGGUGCCAGAGUUAUAAAAAAUGCGACCAAGUUCCUGUUGGUGGAAUGUUCGUUGUCCUUGACGCGGUUCUGCCACUCCCGAACUUGAGCUUGGAUCCUCAAAGACAAUCGCCCCGUCUGACUCUUCCUGGACGUACCACCAUUAGCACCUUUGCGUACACCACACAGCCAAAAUUUGACUAUAGGCUACUAGACACCAUGAAGAUCCAGUUCACCUACUACCUCACCAUCCUUGCCGCCGCCGGGGCGAAUGCAGCUCUUUCUAGCACAUGCACAUAUGAUUGCCUAGAUCCUGAUGCUUCCGCUAGCUGCGGUGCAGGCUGGGGACCCGUCUGGGACCCUAGCCUCAACUGCAAAAUCUGCUGCGCUAACUCGUUGGAGUAG